AACCAACGGGGGAAAGCAGAAACAAACCCUAAAAAAAUUGACACCAACAACAGAAUUCAGCAGCAACACGAGAGAGAUGAUGAAGCACACGCAAACGAUUUUCAAAAAGGCAAUAAUAGAUUGGAUAUUCCUCUUUAAUAUGUCCGCUUUUUCGCUGCUAAUUCAUGACUUUUGUAUCGAGAUGAUUCUCCAGUAUUGGCGUAGAGGCUAUUCUUCCCCUUUGUCCUCGAGGGUCAAGCAGGGGUUGGCGGAGCAGGAUGGCUUGGCUCUCUUUGGAGCUUUUAUUGGUGGAUGGUGUAUCCACACUUUCAUGAAUAUUUACAAGAAAAGAGAGCAUUGGUACAGAGUAGACAGAUUGUCGAAAGAGAACGAUAGGCGUUUUCAUGAGGUGUUUAAUAAAUGUGCGCAGCAGACUAUGGAAAUUACUGCUGAAGUCGAAGCCGCUCUUGCUGAUAGGAAAAGCCGAGGCGAUUCUGUCUAGUCUCUUCCCCCAAUCGCAUAUAUUGUCUCUCUCGGACUAUAUUCGCAUUCUGUGUAAUAAGUGUAUACUCUGGAACAUGCUUGCUUGUUGACUUGUUUGGAGAAAAAGUUUAUGUUGUGCUUUGUAUCUGUGUGUGGUUGUUCUAUUAUUAUUAAGCUUAGAUAACAUUAAUCAUCUUAUAUUUAAC
Molecule: messenger RNA, 668 nt
Organism: Eruca vesicaria subsp. sativa (arugula)
Lineage: Eukaryota; Viridiplantae; Streptophyta; Magnoliopsida; Brassicales; Brassicaceae
Source: the annotation of a GenBank genome assembly